This is a messenger RNA of Arabidopsis arenosa, 1525 nucleotides long. The record is from the annotation of a GenBank genome assembly. Lineage: Eukaryota; Viridiplantae; Streptophyta; Magnoliopsida; Brassicales; Brassicaceae.
UGAGAAGGUGAAUGUACGACGGUGCCUAACGACGCAAUGCAGACCGGAAAUUGCUUCCGAUGCCGUCAGGCUGGUCACUGGAUCAGCGAUUGUCCUCUCAAAUCCAAAACCGAUGAUCCUCCACCGGCGAUUCACUGCCAUUGCGGCGGAGGUUUCUGUGAAAUCAAGGUCGCGAAUACUCGAGAAAAUCCCGGAAGGAAGUUCUACAAAUGUCCAACGGCUCAGGAUUGCAAAUUCUUCAAAUGGUGUGACAAAGUAACCGACGAAGAUAUCAGAUUCCGUCCUGCCUUCACAAUCCCGAUUUGUUCCUGCGGUGCUGGACCUUGCCGGAGAGUUAAAGACGUUUCCGGUAGAGCUUACUUGAUAUGCUGCAUCAAAAAGGGUUUUGGGGCUUGUGGAUUCUUCAAGUGGGAAGAUGUUGAAAGGAUUCCGAGUUGUGAUGUAAUGGAUGAGAUUGAUUUCUGGGUUGAAGCUGAUCAAAUUUUGAGUGAUGUUGAGAGUAGCUUCCAGGCUCGUGGUGGUGUUAUACCGGAAAUUGCAAACCAAAUGGCACCAGAGAAAGAAUGUCAAGCUUCUGUUAGUGGUGAAGAGGAUGAUUCUACAUUAGAAAAUUUGGAUUCCAUUUCAAUGUCUGUUUCUGAUUUACAUUCUACUGCUCUGAACCAAGGUAUCCCUCUGUUUGAUCCAGUUUCGAUCGAACCUGAAGAGCCAUGGAAAAAGACACUACAUGGUGAUCAGCCAACGAAUAGUGCUCUUUCUAUGUUGAGUGUGGAUGAAGCAAUGAGUGAUUUGAUCAGGGAUACGGUUUCUAGUGGUUCUGUUGUGAUACAUGGAAGGAUAACCCGUGAGCAACCUGGAAUUGGUGGAGCUGAGUGGUCAUUUCCUUACUUGCAGGACCUUAUUGAUCAGUACAACUCAGAGAAGCUUCAAUUGGAGAGUAUUUCGGGGAAACAUGUACAAGUGUUGAGUGAAUUUAUGGCUUCAUACAGGCGACUAAGGUUACUUCACGAGAAAACUUGUCAUCUCAGGAAAACUUUACUUGAAACAGAGAAGGAGAUGGUUUGUUGUGAGGCUGAGACAUUAGAAUUUGGAGCAAGUUGCAGGGAAGUGGCUGGAGAAAUGGCUGAAUCUCAGAAAAGGAUGCAGGAGACUGCAGAACAACUAGGGAAAGAAGUAGAAGUGUUUAAGCAAAAUGAGUUUGUUGCUCCGAAGAGAAGAAGAUGCUGAGCUUUGUCAUUGCAAGUGUUGGAAGGUAAUUAUCAGUGGUUAAAUUGGUUUAAACUCUGCAAUUCCAACAUUUUUCACUACCGCAUCGGAUAAUUUGUAUAGACUAGUUAGAUUAAUGGAUUAGUUGAUAGGUGACUGCAAAGCUCGUCGUGCCCUUAAACUUCUCCCAUAUCACUCUCAGGUUUAGAUGAGCCAAAAGCAGACUUACUUUGUUUGUAACUUUUGAAUGUGCUUUAGAAUUAUGAAUCUACUUAGUGCGCUCAUCACAUGGUCGUUUGAUUAAAAGAGUAAUUAGAUU